UCAUCUCGCCAUUCCAUUUCCUCUGUUUCUCCCACCUCUCUCUCUCUCUCUCUCUCUCUCUCUGCCUCUGCCUCUCCUUCGUCCGCGACGAUGUUGCACGCUUCGCUGCCGUCUCUCCACUGCAGCAGCGGCGCCUCCCCAUCUCCCUCUCCGCCCCGUCUCUCUGCUCCUUCUCUCCACCCUUCUUCCUCCCCAUCUCCUCCUCCUCCAACUUCAUCUUCUUCUGUUCGACCGACCCCGCUUUUGUCUCGCCACGUCCUCUCCUUCUCGGCGCCCGCCAGAACCCGUUUGAGGGCGAAGCCGAAAUCUAUGGGACUGGAGGUGAACUGCUCGGCUAGUGAGCCAUUGAAGGUGAUGAUAUCCGGUGCACCAGCAUCUGGGAAGGGGACCCAGUGUGAAUCGAUCGUCAAGAAGUUUGGCUUGGUCCACAUAUCCACCGGUGAUCUUCUGAGAGCUGAAGUAUCUGCUGGGACUGACAUCGGAAACAAAGCCAAGGAGUUCAUGAAUGCGGGAAAGCUUGUACCAGAUGAGAUUGUGACGGCUAUGGUCACGGCAAGAUUAUCACUUCCGGAUGCUAAAGAAAAAGGGUGGCUUCUUGAUGGGUUUCCUCGGAGUUAUGCUCAAGCACAAAGCCUGGAAGAAAGGAAGAUUAGACCAGACAUUUACAUUGUGUUAGAUGUUCCUGAUGAAAUUCUAAUCGACAGAUGUGUUGGUAGACGGCUAGACCCAGUGACAGGGAAGAUUUACCAUAUUACAAAUUUUCCUCCAGAGACAGAGGAGAUUAAAGCUAGACUUGUUACCCGUCCUGAUGACACAGAGGAAAAGGUGAAGUCACGCCUGGAAAUAUACAAGAAAAAUGCUCAGGCUAUACUAUCGACUUACUUGAGCGUAAUGAAUAAGAUUGAUGGAAAUCGUCCCAAAGAUGUGGUUUUCAGUGAAGUAGACUCACUGCUGUCAAUGGUGCAAAACGAUAAAGCAAAAACAACAAAACUAGGGAACCCUGUAUCUGGGAUCUCACUGCCAUCAAAUCAGGCAACUAAAAAGGAGGGUAAAUGGCGGGGAAUGCCUACUAGGUUGAAUAACAUUCCUCACUCUAGAGAAAUCAGAACAUAUUUCUAUGAUGAUGUGCUUCAAGCUACGCAGAGAGCCGUAUAUGAUGGAAAAACAAGACUAAAGGUAGAAAUCAAUAUCCCAGAGCUAAACCCAGAAAUGGAUGUUUAUAGAAUAGGUACUCUGAUGGAACUUGUCAGGGUUAUUGCUCUUUCAUUUGCUGACGAUGGAAAACGUGUUAAGGUUUGUGUUCAAGGGUCCAUGGGAGAAGGUGCUCUUGCUGGAAUGCCACUGCAGCUAGCUGGUACUCGCAAGAUAUUGGAGUUCAUGGAUUGGGGAGAUCAUGGUGCAUUAGGAACCUUUGUCAAGAUUGGAUCUAUAGGUGCCAAAGAGGUUGACGAGCAAGACGACAUUUUUAUCUUAGUGGCUCCUCAAAAUGCUGUGGGUAACUGUAUCAUCGAUGAUCUCAGGGGCAUGACUGAAUCUGCUGGUAUGCGUCCGGUCAUCCUCAUCAAUCCUAGGCUUAAGGAUUUACCAGGUUCCAGUGGUAUCAUGCAAACUAUGGGACGGGACAAGAGACUGGAGUAUGCUGCAUCAUUGAGAAUUGCUAUUUCUUCCGGCUCCUCUAUUAUGCAGGAACUCAAUACCCAAUUAUGGGUGCUCUCAGGAUGUCCUACCCCUACCCUCACGAAUUGUACAAACGAGUCGAAGCCAUCUGGGAAGGAGGAGUAUAUCUUGCUUUCAACAUUCAAUGGAAGACCAAGUACUGAUGAAGUCAACGAUGCCUUACGUGGGAAACCGAGAAAUCAAGUCAAGAACACAUCCGGAAUAUGGGGUUUCUUGAGCAGUAUGCUGCAGUAGACGGGAAGCUGCGCAUAAAGUACGACUUUACUUCUCCGCCCUAAUGAAUCUAUAGGCUCGGCCAAUGAAUUCCAUUCUUUGUGUAGAGAGUAUCUUUAAAUAGAUGUCCCAAUAAUCGGGUUGGAGGAUUUUUUGCCGUUAAUUAUGAGACGAUGGUUGGUAUCUGAAUUCGCUUGAUGUUAACAGCAGUAUAGUUCCAUAUGCACAGUA
Messenger RNA from Syzygium oleosum, 2121 nucleotides. RefSeq names its product adenylate kinase 5, chloroplastic. The record is from RefSeq and is a predicted model, not a curated record. Gene Ontology annotation, cellular component: cytoplasm. NCBI's taxonomy places the organism in Eukaryota, Viridiplantae, Streptophyta, Magnoliopsida, Myrtales, Myrtaceae. Gene Ontology annotation, biological process: nucleoside triphosphate biosynthetic process. Gene Ontology annotation, molecular function: ATP binding; nucleoside diphosphate kinase activity; AMP kinase activity.